AUGUUUGCCCUUUUCGAUGAACACGAAGCAAUCCUCAUGCCAACCCCUGGCUUCGAGCUUCUUUCGCAUGCGAUUGAGAUGCGCAGUUCGAUACGCUGUGUCUUCGCGGACACGGAACACUUGAAGGACCAGUUUGCAUCCGCCUCCAUCCCGGAACUGCUGGCUGCAUUUGAGGACGCCAUCAACGGGGCUCUCGCACAGGGUCUCACCGUCCGAGCGAUCUUUCUGUGCAAUCCUCACAACCCCCUGGGUAGAUGCUACGAGCCAUCCGUGCUGAGGGCAAUCAUGGCCUUUUGUGAAACCCGAGGACUACAUCUGGUGGUGGAUGAGAUCUAUGCCUUGUCUGCGUCCGAAGGUCGAUUCCACAGCACGCUGACUGUCAGUGGUACCGCGGCGACAAAUGUCCACGUCCUGUACGGGCCUGGGAAGGACUGGGGCCUUUGUGGCGCUCGGUUGGGAUGCUUGAUCACCAGGAACCAUGAGCUUCUUCGCACCUUGGAGCAGACCGCCCGGUUUACCCGCGCAUCCUCGCUCGCGGAGGAGCUGCUUCUUUCCAUCUUCUCGGAUCAUGAGUAUACGGACUCUGUCCACAUACCCGCCCUUCGGAAACGGUUAUCCCUAGCCAGGGCAUGCGUGAUGCAGCGGCUAACGGAGCUGGAGAUUCCCUUUGUGGAACCGCAUGCUUCAUUUGGUAUAUGGAUCGACCUUCAGCGUUACUUGCGAUUCUUUUGUCAGAAUUCCUCUGCAAGUCGGGAAGCCCAACUGGCCAGGUAUCUCCUCUCCAGAGGUGUGCUGCUAAUGCCUAGCGAUGUGAGUUCCAGUCAAAGGCAUUGGUUUCAAUCGAUUAACCCGGGGCUAACAAUGGUCGAGGCGUUUCAUACCAACGAUCGAGGUGCUUUCCGGCUGAACUAUGCGGUGGAUGCUGAAAUGCUGCGCAAUGGCAUGGACAGGUUUGAAAGGGCGCUUGGGGAAUUGAAGGUAACUCACCGUCCUCGAGCGAAGCGCCUCAGCAAGUGA
This is a messenger RNA of Aspergillus terreus NIH2624, 1017 nucleotides long. RefSeq lists its product as uncharacterized. The transcript has 3 exons. Gene Ontology annotation, biological process: amino acid metabolic process; biosynthetic process. The record is from RefSeq and is a predicted model, not a curated record. The coding region runs from base 1 to 1017 and encodes 338 amino acids. Lineage: Eukaryota; Fungi; Ascomycota; Eurotiomycetes; Eurotiales; Aspergillaceae. Gene Ontology annotation, molecular function: transaminase activity; pyridoxal phosphate binding.